Pantherophis guttatus is the source of this 3916-nucleotide messenger RNA. Lineage: Eukaryota; Metazoa; Chordata; Lepidosauria; Squamata; Colubridae. The record is from RefSeq and is a predicted model, not a curated record.
GAACAUCCCUUCAUACGACAGGCCCAUGGUAAAGAUAUGGCACUCCAAAAGCAGUUGAGCAACCUUAUUCAGGCACAACAACAAUUAGGCUCUGUGGCCAAGACAAGGUACUCCAACCAUUUUACAGGCAUGAACAAAUGCAUAUUCGCAGACUAUAUCACGUUGAUGCUUCUGACAAAUAUUCUCCAGAUGAUGAUCUGGUAAACCUUGAAGUUUUGGACGAGGAUACAAUUAUUUAUCAGCUGAAGAAGCGAUAUGGAGAUUUACAAAUUUAUACUUACGUUGGAGAUAUUUUAAUAGCAUUAAACCCCUUCCAAAAUCUCAAUAUAUAUUCUCCACAGUUUUCCAAGCUUUAUCAUGGUGUGAAGCGUUCCUCCAACCCACCCCACAUAUUUGCAACUGCAGAUGCUGCUUACCAAAGCAUGAUUACUUUUAAUAAAGACCAGUGCAUAAUCAUCAGUGGGGAAAGCGGUGCUGGGAAGACCGAAAGUGCCCAUCUCAUUGUGCAGCAUUUGACCUUCCUGGGAAAGGCAAACAACCGUGCUUUGCGGGAGAAGAUCCUCCAAGUGAACCCUUUAGUCGAAGCAUUUGGGAAUGCCCACACUGCUAUCAAUGACAAUUCUAGCCGUUUCGGGAAAUACUUGGAAAUGAUGUUCACACCAACUGGAGCUGUAAUGGGAGCAAAGAUCUCAGAAUACCUGCUAGAAAAAUCCAGAGUUAUAAAGCAAGCCUUAGGAGAGAAAAACUUCCAUAUAUUUUACUACAUUUAUGCUGGUCUUUAUCAUCAGAAGAAACUUUCUGAAUAUAAACUCCCUGAGAAAAAGCCUCCCAGGUAUAUUGAAAAUGGCACAGGAAAGGUGAUGCAUGAUAUUAUUAAUAAAGAAUCCUAUAAAACUCAGUUUGAAGCAAUCCAGCAUUGCUUUCGGAUCAUAGGAUUUACUAAAGAGGAAGUGCAUUCAGUGUAUCGCAUUUUGGCUGGGAUCUUAAAUACAGGAAAUAUCGAAUUUGCUGCCAUUUCUUCACAACACCAAACUGAUAAAAGCGAAGUGCCCAAUAUGGAAGCCUUAGAUAAUGCUGCUGUGCUGCUGAGCAUUGGCUCAGAAGAACUUCAGGAAGCUCUCACUUCACAUUGUGUUGUCACAAGAGGUGAGACCAUUAUCCGAACAAAUACUGUGGACAAAGCAGCUGAUGUACGAGAUGCCAUGUCAAAGGCCCUUUAUGGCCGACUCUUCAGUUGGAUUGUAAAUCGGAUUAAUACCCUGCUGCAACCUGAUAAAAAUAUAUGCAAUGCUGAAAGUGGAAUGAAUGUUGGGAUAUUGGAUAUUUUUGGAUUUGAGAACUUCACAAGGAACUCAUUUGAACAGCUGUGCAUAAACAUUGCAAAUGAGCAGAUCCAAUUUUAUUUCAAUCAGCACAUAUUUGCACUUGAGCAGAUGGAAUAUCACAAUGAAGGAAUUGAUGCUGUCUUGGUUGAUUAUGAAGACAACAGACCACUCUUAGAUAUGUUCCUUCAGAAACCAAUGGGGCUACUUUCUCUACUGGAUGAAGAAAGCCGAUUUCCCCAAGCAACAGACCUAACAUUAGUUGAUAAAUUUGAAGAUAACCUGCGAUGCAAAUACUUCUUGAGACCCAAACGAGUGGAGCUCUGUUUUGGCAUUCAUCAUUAUGCCGGAAAGGUUCAGUAUGAUGCUUAUGGCUUCCUUGAGAAGAACAGAGACACCCUUCCUGCUGACAUAAUGGUGGUAUUAAGAACUUCAGAGAACAAACUUCUUCAGCAGCUUUUUUCAAGCCCAUUGACCAAAACAGGCAACUUGGCUCAAACAAGGGCAAGAGUAACAGCUGCAUCCAGAUCUUUACCUCCACAGCUUGGGUCAGGUCGUAUUAAGAUUGACACCAUGGAAAUUAUGAGGCACCCUGAGGAAACCACCAACAUGAAGAGACAAACUGUGGCUUCCUAUUUCAGGUAUUCUCUGAUGGAUCUGUUGUCUAAAAUGGUGAUCGGGCAACCUCACUUUGUUCGCUGUAUUAAGCCCAAUGAUGACCGAGAGGCAUUGAAAUUUUCCCAAGAGAGAGUCUUAGUGCAGCUACGCUAUACUGGCAUUUUAGAGACUGUCAACAUACGUCAGCAAGGAUAUUCUCAUCGCAUUCAUUUUGAUGAGUUUGUAAAAAGAUAUUAUUACAUUGCUUUCAAAGCACAUGAGAAUCCUUCUCCAAGCAAAGAAAACUGCAUCGCUAUUCUUCAAAAGGCCAAGUUAGACAAGUGGGUUCUUGGGAAAACAAAGGUUUUCCUGAAAUACUAUCAUGUUGAACAACUGAACUUGUAUCUGCGUGAAGUUAUAGGCAGGGUGGUGAUAAUGCAGGCUUACACCAAAGGCUGGCUUGGAGCUAAAAGGUACAAAAAACUCAAACAGAAAAGAACCAACAGCGCUAUUACCAUUCAGUCAGCCUGGAGAGGAUAUGAUACUCGCAGGAAGUUCAAGGAUAUAAAGAACAAAAGAAUUGAUGCCGCUAUUCAUAUUCAAGCAGCUUUCAGGGGAUAUUUAACACGCAAAAAUUAUAGAAGAUGGAAGAAUAGUAUUGGCUAUCAAACAGAUGUGGAAUCAGUGGACUUUGUUUCCAGUCUCAGAUAUGAAGAAAAUGGACAGAAAAAUAGCAGUUUUCCUGCAAAACAGUGCUUUUUUGAAAAACAAACAAGCAAGAUUUUAGCUGAAACUUCAGCAUCCCUGGCCAUUCUGAGACAUUCAGAUCAAGUGAAAGAUUUGCAACCUUUCUGCUACACCCGUUUAGCUGCAGAUCAUCAGCUUUCUUGUCCACAAAGACCUCUGGAAAGUCAAGAAAACUGCCUUGAACAGAAGCAGAAACUACCCCGUCGAAGAUGUCAGCAGCCCAAAGUGCUGAAUAGCCCUGAGGAUAACAUAUAUUAUAACCAGUUAAAUGGAACUCUAGGAUAUCAAGGGAGCAAAAGGAAGCCAAGAAAACUUGGUCAAAUAAAAGUGCUGGAUUGGGAAGAUGAGUAUUACAAGUCAUUAUCAGUGGUAGAUUCUAUCACAGAAGAAGACAACACAUUUCAACCCCUUACUCCCUUUCAAAGCUGAACUUUUGCUCCCUAACUCAUCAGUGUGAGGCUGAUUUCCAUUGACUGGAAUAUGAAAAAGGGUCUAAGGAGGCCCUUUGGAGAAGGAAACCCAGCCCCAAACCUGAAGUAGCUGCCACUGCCUCUGUGGCUCCAUUCUUGUUGCUGUUCUUUUCUACCAGGAGACAGGUCUGCUCCUCCAGGCUGCUGCUGUCACCUUAUCUUCGCUGAAGCCAUUUGAUGGAGGAUUAUUGGAGAACAUUUCCUGGACUCCCAGUGGCCAAAUAAGAAGGAAGAAGCUUAAAUCUUCAUCCUAUUGCUUCCAUUUGGUGGCAUCCUUGGCCAGACAAUAAUGGUUCAAUAUAAUUCCUAAUCUUUCCUGGUGUUUAGCUGUCUGAACUCUACUUCUGUUUAAAGUCUGCAUGGUUCCACUUCUUAUUUUAUUCCCUCAAGCUUUGCUGUGUCACUUUACCUGCUCUUCUCUAAUGUUCAAAGUAAUAUAUUUGGCUUGGUGGUAAUUACAAGUUUUUCAAGAAGUGAUACAGAUAUGAAAUAACUGUAGUCCACCGGCCUUCUAAGGGCUUUGAAGGAAGCGAUUAUCAUUGCAAUAAAAAUAUGAUUUCAUUAGAGUGUAAAGCAUCAAUUUUCCAUUACUGAUGAAAUAUAUAGCAAUUGAAAAAAAAAAAAGAUUCUGCUGUCCAAUUUGCUUAGAUCCAAAAACCAGAAUAUUGAUUUCCUCAGUCUCAUUGCACAUCCAGAUUUAAGCUAAUCCUAUGCCUCUUUUGGAGAUGUCCAAAUAAAGCUCUGUAUGAUGCUAUUUUUAAUAAAUAAAUCAACAUAGGC